This is a messenger RNA of Terrapene triunguis (Three-toed box turtle), 1126 nucleotides long. Its product is annotated as twitchin-like. The transcript has a single exon. NCBI's taxonomy places the organism in Eukaryota, Metazoa, Chordata, Testudines, Emydidae. Gene Ontology annotation, molecular function: protein binding. The annotation marks the transcript as partial. The record is from RefSeq and is a predicted model, not a curated record.
GCCCUGGUGGAGAUUUUAACCAACAAGGAGCAAUCGCCAUUUGGUACCCAGAGACUCAAUGAAUUUCUGGAGAAGAAACAGGAGGAAAUGGAUUUUGUCAAUUCCUACCUGGCUGAGCUAGUGGAGGUGGAAGUCGUAUCCUCCAGGAGUGAGCUACAACACAUAGUUCUCAGCCCCAGGCAUGAGUUUGUUGUGUCUCUUUCAUUCACUUCAUUGCACAAUGAGGAAUCCUAUUUAUCAGAAUUGAACCUUUGGCUGCGGAGACAAUUUAUGAAGAACAUUCAUGUUCCAGCAUUAGCCAGUUCUGCCUGUGAGACACCAAAAUCCAAACAGUGGUUUGAGGAUGAAGAGAUAAGAAGAAAAGCACGACAAGCCGUAAAGUCCUUCUCCGGCUUUGCCCGUGUCAAUAAAUCUAACGGGAAGACUCGGUUUAUUGUGGCAUCUGUUCCAAACAAGGACAAUCCAGGGGCUUCGAUUUACCUGUAUGCAGAUGGAGAGCUGGUCAGCACCAACUUUGAGCCUCCAUCAAAGCCUCUUCCUCCCCUGAUUGGUGGAAUCAGACAUGACCGUGUGCAGCUCACGUUUAACCCAGCAGCCUAUGGCAGGGCUGCGAUAUCCGGCUAUCGGGCAGAGUACAGAAUUGUAGGGCAGGAGAACUGGACGGCUGUGACUGUAAAUAACACACAUGGGACGUUCACAGUAACAGGGCUACGUGCAAAGACCGAGUACCAGUUCCGAUACGCUGCCGUGAGCAAAUCAGGGCUCAGCGAGAGCAGCGACGUGAGUGAUCCUGUGAAGACUCUUCCCCCUACCAGCCCACCUGGGAAGCCCGUUACAGUUAUUGGAGGUUCAUCUGCCAUCACCCUCACCUGGGAGAGUCCAAGUGUCACUGGAGAUGGAGUCAGUAUAAGGGAGUAUAAGGUGGAAUAUAAAGAGAAAACAGGAAAUAUGAGUCAGGAGGGGAAAGACAAAUGGCUGGAACGAAGGUCAGGAAGGAGAACUGAAUCUUUUAAUGUUAAAGGACUGAGGCCUGAGACGCCCUACAGAUUCCGAGUGUCGGCUGUGUGUGCGGAUGGGGCUGUGAGUGACCCAAGUGAGGAGACUCUGAUUUCAACGCUAAAGGAAG